Messenger RNA from Adineta steineri, 939 nucleotides. Lineage: Eukaryota; Metazoa; Rotifera; Eurotatoria; Adinetida; Adinetidae. The record is from the annotation of a GenBank genome assembly.
AUGACAAAUUCUGCUAUGGAUGCAUUAGUUAGUGCUGGUCUAAUGCCAUUACCAUCCAAAUCAGUGGAUGAACAUAAUCUAGAUGCAGCGAUAAAUGCAAUAGCAAAAGAUCUCACUCUAAUUUUUGAUGAACUUGAAGCUGAAACUAAAAUUGAAGAUAAACGAAUUGCUGAGGCUAUACUUAAAGUAGUACCUUAUCCAACACUUGUUGAUUUAAAAUCAAUAAUUGAUGAACAAAAAUCAAUCAUGGAUACAACCAUUCAACCUCCAUCGAUUGAACCAUUAGAAAUUUUUCUCACACAACGUGUAACAACAAUCAAAGGAUUACAAACACUUCGAGCUAGUAUGGCUAAACAUAUUCGAAAUUGUCGAAUUACGAAUACAGUUGGUAAUUCUGCAUCGAUUAUUGGUGGAACUUUAUGUUUUUUCUUUCCAACUAUUGGUGUUCCAAUAUUACUUGCUGGCAGUGCAACUAGUCUUGGAACUGCAAUUGCAGGAAAUAUAAUUGAGAAACGUCUUCAAAAGAAAUAUACUGAUCUAUUAGAAAAAGAUUCGUUAGCAGUACAAAUAUGUGAAUCAAAUUUAAAAGAUAUUACUACAUGGCUUGUAACGAUUUAUUCACUUGGUUAUUCAGUAUCAAAAGCUGGAGCUAAUUUUUUACAACUUGCUGAAGCUAUUCAUGCAAGUUCAACAUUAAGUGUGUGGUCUGAACUAAUUGCACAACUGCCAUCAUUGAGUACUGCUUUUGCAACAGGCGCUAAAACAGCUGGAACGAUCAGUGGACAAAUACUUGGUAUAUCAUUGAUUAUUUCUGUAGCUGAUCUUAUACAAACAUGGAUAUUAAAAAAUGCAACAUUAGAAGCGAUCGAUAAAGAUAUUGCAUUACUUGAACAGCAACUAAUUGAAUUAAAACAAGUUGUUGAGGUUUAUCGUGCUUAA